Molecule: messenger RNA, 932 nt
Organism: Daucus carota subsp. sativus
Lineage: Eukaryota; Viridiplantae; Streptophyta; Magnoliopsida; Apiales; Apiaceae
Product: histidine-containing phosphotransfer protein 1
Exons: 6
Coding region: 237-695 (152 amino acids)
Biological process (GO): phosphorylation; phosphorelay signal transduction system; cytokinin-activated signaling pathway
Cellular component (GO): cytoplasm; nucleus
Molecular function (GO): histidine phosphotransfer kinase activity; protein histidine kinase binding
Source: RefSeq, a predicted model, not a curated record
AAGAAGCAUCAAUACUCGAACACCUUUGGAUUUUGCCACACUUUUGGAUUUGCCAUUUCCCUCUGUGUUUUCCACAUUCAUUUCACCUCAUCCUUUUCAGCCCUUGGUUGUGCUGCAAUUAUUACUUAUUCUUCCCACUUGGUAUAGUAGUAUCUGCCAAUUAUAUAUUCAUUAGCUAAGCUUUCAGCAGAGUUCUUUCUGUCAUCUCUAUCCUCAAGAAUCAGAGAGGUUUCAAAAUGGAGGUGGGUCAGUUGCAGAGGAGGUUUCUUGAAUACACUGCAUCAUUGUUUAACCAGGGGCUGUUGGAUGGUCAGUUCGCCCAACUUCAACAACUGCAAGAUGAGAGCAACCCUGAUUUUGUGCUUGAAGUGGUCUCUCUCUUCUUUGAAGAUUCUGAAAAGCUCCUCAAUGAUCUCACCAUAGCUGUAGGUCAGCAUAUUGUGGAUUUCAAGAAGGUGGAUGCUUAUGUUCAUCAGUUUAAGGGUAGCAGUUCCAGUAUUGGUGCUCAGCGAGUCAGAAAUGUCUGCAUUGCUUUUCGCAGCUUCUGCGAAGAACAGAACACUGAAGCAUGCAUGAGUUGUCUGCUACAACUUAAGCAGGAGUACUCACUUGUGAAGGAUAAGCUUCAGAAUUUGUUCCAGUUGGAGCAACAGAUUGUGGAAGCUGGUGGUGCAGUUCCUAUGCUCGAGUAUUAAAGUUGCGGUAACUGAAAUGUGAUUACCUUCGACUGUGUAGCCUUCUUCAGAUUUUUACCCUUUCUCUUCCUCUCUUGACUUUUUCUUCGAUUUUCGUUCGAGGAAUAUUAUGAUGCUUAAUUUGUCUAAUUCUAGCAUAUAUCGAUGGUCUUAUGCUGUGUUAAGAAGCACAUUGUAAGUAAAGGAGUGGAUGCCUACUUAUGAAUUUAAUUGCAUGCACAAUUUUCAUUCUUAAAA